AUGGGUAAGUCCAGACACCUCCUAACUCAACAGUGGCAGAACAAGGCCCGGGCAUUGCCGUCCCUGCUGGAAGCCGGCCUCGAAGACCUUGCGUCGGGCCUCGAGUCUGGGCUGUUCACAAGUGUGGACUUGGUCAAAGCGUACAUUGCACGCAUCGACGAGGUCAACUCAACUCUGCGAAUGGUCACGCAAAUCAACCCGGACGCGCUCUCCAUCGCCGCAGAGCUGGAUACUGCUCGAACGGCCGGAACAAACCAUGGGCCGCUGCACGGCAUUCCUAUCCUUCUCAAGGACAGCAUUGCCACAGGCGACAAGAUGGAGAACACGGCCGGGUCAUACGCACUUCUGGGCGCUAGAGUUCCCGAACCCAGCACCGUUGCAGCAAAGCUAAAGGAGGCUGGAGCAAUCAUCCUCGGCAAGACAAGCCUCUCCCAGUGGGCCAACUUUCGCAGUUUCAACUCGAGCAAUGGCUGGUCGGCUAUAGGCGGCCAAACCGAAGGGGCAUAUUAUCCCCGACAGGACCCCUCGGGGUCGUCGUCAGGCAGCGGCGUGGCAACCGCACUGGGACUCGCCCUUGCAGCUAUCGGCACCGAAACAGAUGGCUCCAUCAUCUCGCCCGCGAACGUGAACAACGUGGUAGGCAUCAAGCCUACAGUGGGCUUGACAUCGCGAUACAUGGUUGUCCCCGUCUCAGAACACCAGGAUACCGUUGGCCCCAUGGCGAGAAGCGUCAAGGACGCAGCUUACAUUCUCUCUGCCAUCGCCGGCAAAGAUCCAAAGGACAAUUACACCUCGGCCAUACCCUUUGAGACCAUCCCGGACUAUGUAGCGGCUUGUGACCCGUCAGCGCUCUCAGGCAAGCGCAUCGGCGUGCCUCGCAACGUCAUUCGGUAUUGGUUCCAUGGCUCUCCCGAGAUGGAUCCUAUCAUGACCGCUUUCAACGCCGCCCUCAAUACCCUCCGUGCGUCAAACGCCACCGUAGUAGAUGAUCUGAUACUCCCCGGCUACGAGCCGCUUCUUGCAGGGGGCUUUGAAACGGUUGUCGUCGAAGCCGACUUUGUCACCAACCUGGCAGGCUACUUUUCCAAGCUGGCCGCGAACCCUCAUAACAUCACCUCUCUCGCUGAUUUACAAUCCUUCACGCAGUCCCAUCCCUUCGAGGGGUUCCCCGAGCGAGACACGCUCAUCUGGGAGGAGGCCUUGCGCCUGGGGCACGGUAACGAUUCGCCACUCUUCUGGUCCAACUAUACGGCCCAGCUGUACUAUGCCGGGCCGCUCGGCAUUACGGGAGCGCUAGCCAACCAUAGUCUGGACGCCCUCGUGCUGCCGACCGAGUUUGUGUGGACCUUGCCCGCCGUGCUUGGCGCGCCCGUCGUGACGGUACCGCUUGGGAAGUUUCCGCAGGGCACCUCGAAAGUGAGAAAUCGGUUCGGCAACCUCGUGACGACGGCUCCAAAUGUGCCAUUCGGGAUUAGCUUUUUUGCGGAGAGGUUCAGCGAGGAGAAGUUAAUUGGACUUGCGUAUGCGUUUGAGCAAAGGACGAAAGUGCGGGCGACAGUCGAGCCGUAUAUCAAGCCGAAAACGGAGCUGGCCGAUGUGAUAACGGAGGGGAUAAGGCUUGCAGCGCAGCAGAAGGGGGCGAUCGAAAGGACGGAUAUCUGGAUGGAAUCAUCCUUGUAG
Molecule: messenger RNA, 1680 nt
Organism: Canariomyces notabilis
Lineage: Eukaryota; Fungi; Ascomycota; Sordariomycetes; Sordariales; Chaetomiaceae
Product: amidase
Exons: 2
Coding region: 1-1680 (559 amino acids)
Source: RefSeq, a predicted model, not a curated record